GUGGGGGUGACGGGGUCCCCCGCGCACGAAAGGCGGCGGAGGAGUGUCUGUGCCCCCGCCCGCCUGUCCCGCCAGCCUGCUCCACCCCUGGGGCGCGCAGGAGGCGCCCAUCUCCUUUUCUGGCCGGGGCUAUUUGCAUAGCCCCCGCGUGCGCUGGGAGCGCGGGGAGGGGGUGGGAUUAUUGCCGAGUUCCCUUCCACCCCCCGGGGGGGGGGUUACAGAGGAUCUCCCCCCUCCCCGGUUUAAGACACACUGAAGGAGAAAAGCGGCUCCUCCGCCGCUUCCCGCCCCACUUCUCCCGCAGCCGGCUCCCAAGCGCCGCCGCCUCUUGCUGCUGCGGCUGCGGCUGCUGCUGCGCGCCCCGGGCAGGAGCCGCUCGCUGCAGCCCGAGGGCGGAUCGGGGCCGCCGCAGACCCGCUCUCUCUGCUGCGGGACCAUGAGCCAGGGCGACGGGAGGCUGCGAGGGGCGGCGGCUGCCGCCGGGCUGCCCCCAGCCGGCGCCCGGUGGGCGGGGGGCGGCGGCGGCUCCGCAGCCCUCUGCCUGCUCCUCUCGCUCACCUCGCUGGCCGCCUGCCUGCUGCUGAGCGCCAAGACGUGCGAGCUGCAGGGCAGGGUGGCGGCGCUGGAGGAGCGGGGCAGCCCCGGCUGGGCACCGGGAGUCCCCCUGAGCCCCGGACCGCUGCUCGCCCUGCUGCAGCCCCACAUGGAGCAGCUCUUCCGGGAGAAACUGGGUGAAGGAUUAGCCAAGCUGCGGACAGUGCGAGAGGCUCCAUCUGAAUGUGUCUGCCCACCAGGCCCUCCAGGAAGGCGGGGAAAACCGGGACGACGAGGAGAACCUGGUAAGCCUCAUGGGCAGUCAGGACGAGAUGGCUACCCGGGGCCCCUUGGUUUGGAUGGCAAGCCAGGACCUCCAGGACCAAAAGGGGAAAAGGGUGAACAAGGGGACAUCGGCCCAAGGGGUGAUCAAGGUCAAGAUGGAGCUGCUGGCCCACCGGGUCCCCCAGGACCACCGGGUGCAAGAGGUCCCCCUGGAGAUACAGGAAAAGAUGGCCCCAGGGGACCACAAGGCCUCCCUGGCUUAAAAGGAGAGCCAGGGGAAGCUGGAGUGAUGGGUGUAAGGGGACCUUCAGGACUAAAGGGUGAGCCUGGUUUUCCAGGGAGAAAGGGUGAUGAUGGGAUCCCAGGACAGCCAGGGCUUCAAGGGCCUAAGGGAGAGCAAGGAAGCACAGGUCCCAAAGGAGAGAAAGGAAUAGAUGGAUUGCCAGGAUCAAAGGGUGAUCCUGGUGAGAGAGGAGGAGAUGGACCCAUUGGACCAAGGGGUCCACCUGGCCUGAAGGGUGAACAGGGAGAUACUGUAAUAAUUGACUACGAUGGCAGAAUCCUGGAUGCACUCAAGGGCCCACCAGGUCCCCAGGGGCCACCAGGCCCUCAAGGAGCUCCAGGACCAAAGGGGGAGCUUGGAUUGCCUGGUCCAUCUGGAGUUGAUGGGGAAAAGGGAUCUAAAGGAGACCCAGGAAACCCUGGGAUAAUGGGACAAAAAGGAGAGAUCGGAGAAAUGGGCUUGUCUGGCCUACCGGGAAUUGAUGGGCCAAAAGGAGAGAGAGGAGAAACUGGAUCCCCGUGUUUGCAGAACAAUCAUAUCAUACCGGAACCAGGACCCCCUGGAUUGCCAGGCCCUAUGGGUCCUCAAGGAAUCCCAGGUCCUAAGGGCUUGGAUGGUGUAAAGGGAGAAAAAGGUGACCAUGGUGAGAAAGGGGCAAUUGGUGACGCUGGGCCACCUGGUCCUGCUGGUCCCCCGGGACUUAUUGGCUUACCAGGCACCAAAGGGGAGAAGGGCAAGCCAGGGGAACCAGGAUUAGAUGGUUUCCCAGGACUACGAGGUGAGAAAGGAGAUAAAAGUGAAAGGGGAGAGAAGGGAGAAAGAGGAAUACCUGGCAGAAAAGGAGCCAAGGGGCAAAAAGGAGAACCAGGCCCGCCUGGGUUGGAUCAGCCUUGUCCAGUGGGACCAGAUGGACUGCCAGUACCAGGAUGUUGGCACAAGUGAUCUCUAAUCAUGAAGCAUAAAGUAUGUAAAUAAUGUGACAUAUUUUGAUCUUUUAAUUUUUGUAAAGAAAAAAUCAACAGUAAUAUAUUGAACUUUUUUAUACUGGAUGCUGUCAUUUAUGGACUUUAAAAAUGUUAUAAAGUUUCCCAAGCCCAUAGGACAUGCAUGGCAACAUUGGGAGUUUAUGUACAAACAAGCUGCAGUGGAUGGGAAUAAUCGUAUUUGCUGCUAAUGCUACUGUGUGGACUAACGGUACUGAGACAAUUUGUUGCCUAGUGUGCCUUAGAGCAUGGAGGAGAGAGAUCCCUCUCCUAAAUUUGGCUUUCAACUCUCAUUUCUGUUGCACACUCACUAAAAGGGUGAAAAAACAUGGCUGAAAGCAAAAAAGAAAAGAAGAAUGCAGCCCUAGAAAUGAAAGAAACUCAUUUGUCACCCGGCCGAGUGAAAGGACUUUCAGCGGGCAGAGAAAACAAGGCCAACCCCAUUCGCUGCUACAUGCUCCCACCCUGAUGGAAAUAGUAAAGUUUUGGCUCAGUAUGAUGAACUCGGCCAUCUGUGCAUGCUUCAACUACUAAUGACAAAACUUGUAUCUCGGGAAGAAACAUACAUUUAACUUUCUGGGGUGUGUGGCUGAAGAGUUGCAAGAGUCUUGCUGGGGAUUCCGUCUUUGUUACUGCAGAAUCCAGAGAACCUGGGAAACCUCAUCUGCCAAACACACUUUUUUAAAAAAUUGCUAUCGUAGGCUCAGUGCAUAGUGAGAACUCUGCUAAAGUCUUUUCUAAAGCAAGACAGCACUUAAAAGUGCUACACUGGGGGGAUCCCAAAACUUGGAAGAGGUCACAGUAUGAAAUACAGUAUUCAAUUCCCUUGGUUGGUAGGGCUUGUUUUGUGAACACUGUAUAAUUUGAUCUGCAUACUCAUACUCUUCCUCCACCUUCUUCUCCCUGUCUUUCUCUCUCUUUGCUAUAAAUGAGUUUGAACUCAGGCUCAGUCUAUACCACACAACCACUCAAAAAUACUCUGUGAACUGUGAUCUGUGACACAGUAAUCCCAUUCUGCAAGUUACCUUGACCAGCUCCAUUCCAUUCUUGAAGAAAUGAGAACAUCCAGAAAGCCUAAUGGUUUCUCUUUAUUGGAUGGGGACAGGGCUUAGCAGUAGACGCCAAUGACAUUGAAAAGUGGAUAGACAAAACUUGGAUGUACUGGUAAACAGGUCAUCAGAGCCUAUAUCAGGUAAAGCCUAAUUAACCAAAAGGUCAAGACCCAGGCUUUUAGGACAUGCUGAUUUUGUAACUGAUGUACUAGUAGGUGAGGGAACAGGAGUAGUAAGGUAACCAGGCAGAUUGGAGAAACCUAGAGUGAUUGCACAGCCAUCAAGUACACUCGUCUUGGAUAGGAGCUGCAGCUGCAUGCCUAGCUGUACAGAGUGGAGUAGCAGCGUGCCACCCAGGGGGAGGGGAAGGUGUUCCCAUCUUGGACAGAGCUGUAGAACUGGCUGAGGAGAGUUGGCUCUGAAAGGAAAAAGUUGCAUGGCAAAGCACUGCAAUCCUUUGAUCUCUAUGCUUCUCCCAAUGCACUUCUUUAGUAGCAUAAUGUAACUAAAGAAUAAAGAGAGAGGAAACAUCAAAACGUUGUGCCUAUGGUGCUUAUUGUUUUGAUACAAACCUUGUGUUUAGAUCAUUAUUCCAUUGAGUCUAUUGGGCACAUGCAAGCUUGUGAUGAAGUGAGGAUACUGGGAUAAAGGCAAGAAUUAAUGAGCUUUGCCUCUACAAGUUAACCUAGUGCAGAGUUAAUUCCAGCUCUAAUAAAAUGAACAAGGAUAAAUGUGCUCGGUAUUGUAUGCUGCUCUCCAUUUAUGUCUCCAAACAGAUAGUAGAAAGUUUCAGAAUUAUGCCUAUGAAUUAUCAUCAAUGCCUUGGUGCAUUAUUUUUACUGGAUUUGUUUAGGAAAGCCUCCUAGACAACAGAGAGCAUUUCCUGUACACAGAUUAAUGUUUGAAAUGGACAUACAGCUCAUCAUGAUAGAUGUGGACUACAUAAAAGAUUCACAGGAAUAUGCAGUUAACUUUAUUUCUUAUAUUUGUCAGCCACUCUGGUUUUGUAUUACUUGUCUUUUUUUGUUUAAAGACUAUAAAGAUGUAUGUUGUAUUUUUUACUUUUCUCUAUAAUUAUAUUGAUUAAAACUCAGAUAAACUAAUAGGUCAAGAAACAGGAAUUAUAUAAUUUAACCAGCAAUAAAAAUGCAUUAUAAUUAUUUCUAAUUCAUGAGGUUAGCUAUCACUUUAAGGGGAGAUUCUGAAAGGCACAAAGGGCAGUUACGCACCCAGUUCCCUAGUUCGCAUUAACAUACUCCUGCUUGAUUAUGUUAACACGAACUUAGAUAUCUUUUAGAGUACACCAACGGGAUCUACAUGGGGCAUUUAGAGUACAGCACACUGGAGUGCUUUACAAAUCACACCCUUCUAAUGCGUUUUGCCAGGGCAAUGUAAACAAGCCCUAAAGCUAGAGUGGUUUAUUUCAUUCACUGUUGUUCAGGACAGUCCUGGCCAUAUGCUGCACCCUGUCAUUUCAGUCAUGUUAAAUGCCCAAUUGUUGUUAACAGAGUUCCAGUACAGUUGCCCUGUCUGGCCUAGUCUAUGCAGAAUUUUAGGGAAAUCUUCCGCUGUUGGUCUAGCAUUCGUGUAGCACAGUCGGUGCAAGCAACAGUGUGAUUGCACCAUUGCUAUAGUAGUGGUGGGAGAUCUUGCUAUAAUUCCCAAUGGGAAGAUAUCCUCUGGCCUUGACUACUUUCCAAAUAUUUCCCAUCAUUGCAAGCUCCAGUUCAGUGCCACCAGCAUACAGACAUUGGGAGUCUGAGGUUGACUCACUGCCAGCAUUUUAAACAACCUGAUGAUUAAGCCUGCCCUUGUGGGGGGAACUGUAGUUUGCAGUUGAUGCAAUUAUGUACUUGGAGGUUAAUCAAGGAAUGUUUCUCCUAGUUAGGAAAGAGAUUGGGAGAAAACCCAAACUGACUCCAAACUGAAAAUAUUUCUUUCCAAGCCGUGAUAGUUAUUUUUGAUAAUUAGAUCAAGAAAUCAAGAUGUUGCCAAAUACUUUAUUUUCUUUCAUCCAUUCAUAGAUGCUGACAUUUUCUGUAUAUGUAAUGAUGAUGAACUUAUUUCUCCUGUAUAUUUAAAAUCUCUAUCUAUGAAUGUUUUCUCCUAAUACUAAAGCUGAAAUAUUUCUUAUGUGUUUUCUAGAAAACCAAAGGAUAAAAUGUUUCUUAGUCAGUUUUUCAGUUUUAUAGUUUCAUAUGUUUGGUGUCUGAUGGUCUUUAACUAAACAAAUCAUUGAUAUGUGCUUUUUGAACUGGUCAUUCCUGUUAAUGCUAAAACUGAAAAGGAUGGAAUCUACCCAUGUCAAAAAUAUCUAUUAAGCAUAUUCCAUAUUUUUUAAGCCUGUCAGAUAUAUUACCAUGGUUAUCUACUAUAAAAAGGUUGUACAUUUGUUAUGGCCAAGACUUCCAUGACAGAAACCCUGCUCUUAGGGUUGCUUUUGUUGUUGUUGUUUGUUUGUGUUUUUGUUUUAUUUAGUCACAGGGUCAAAUUCUUAGAUGGUGUAAAACUGGCAUCAGUCCACGAUGGAGCAAGGAUCUUUCAUGAAUUUUUACAAAUUUUGGCCCCAAUCCUGCAGUUAGACCUCUGCAGGCAGACCCUUCCACCAACAGAGAUCCAACUACAGGAUCAGGACUUUGGUGUUCUCUACAUACCAUGUAGUGGAGUUUGAGUUUUCAACUAUUAGCUAAACACCACUAAAUUGUGUUAUGCAAUUCACUAUAAAAUAAAUGGUAUUUAUUUAAAUAUUCUCAUCACUUCCUAUGGCAAACAACUUAAAGUAUUGUUAUGCCAUGACACUUCCAGAUUUAUUGCCAUGACAAACAGCCAGCCUCUGCCAUAAAUAACCUUUCAUAAUAUAUAAUUAUGCAUCCUUUUGGUAUGAAAAUUCAAUAAACAAAACUAGAUGUACAAAAUAGUUGAUUUUGGUAGAUUGCAUGGCAACUGAACUGUUGUUUAAUGCUGCCCCCUGGAGGAUAUGUUUUCUAGCAAAAUAAGUAGCUUUAUGUCAGGGAGAAGGGAAUCUGAUUUUUCUGAUGUUCAUUUGGGGGAGAAGUAUGGAUAACUCUCAUGUAUUUUUAUGGUUGAAAUAUCUCUGUAAAACAACAGAAUAUUUAUUUAAACACAGUUUCAUAUUUUCAAUUUUUUUUUCAGUUUGUAUAUUUUCUGACAUGUCACCAUAAUGAGAAACACCAUAAACUUCUCAUUUGUUCUUAUUUAA
Molecule: messenger RNA, 6357 nt
Organism: Caretta caretta (loggerhead turtle)
Lineage: Eukaryota; Metazoa; Chordata; Testudines; Cheloniidae
Gene: COL23A1
Product: collagen type XXIII alpha 1 chain
Source: RefSeq, a predicted model, not a curated record